This is a messenger RNA of Moneuplotes crassus, 1110 nucleotides long. NCBI's taxonomy places the organism in Eukaryota, Ciliophora, Spirotrichea, Euplotida, Euplotidae. The record is from the annotation of a GenBank genome assembly.
UUAUAUAAAAUCAAACAUGGGAAACAAGCAAUCAGGAUCAAUGUCAAAUCUAGGAAAGAAAGCUCAUAAGAAGUUCAAGAAGACCCUUAGAGAUAUGGAAUAUAAAUAAGAGAAAGAACAAAGAAGAGGUACAGAAAAGAGAAGAUGCUAACCCUUAUACACUUGAGCAACGUAAAGAAAAGGCGGAAAUGAUCAAAACCCAAGGAAAUGAUGAGUUCCUUAAGGGAAAGUAUGAGCUUGCUAUUUCUUUCUACCAGAUAGCUUUGAAGCACAGCGAAUCGUCUAUUAUAUAUUCAAAUAUUGCUAGAUGUCACCUUAAGAUAGCUGAAAGUCUACCUGAAGAUCUUUCAAAGAAUCAAUUGGACAAGUGUAUUGAGAGCUGAGCUCAGUCUCUAUCCCUUGAUCCUGAGAAUAUAAAAGCAAUCAUAAUCAUGGGAGAUUGUAGUAUAAAAUUAGCCCAUCACCAAAUGAAUUCGUUGUUUUUGGAAGAAGCUAUUGAAUAUUAUAACAAGGCUAUUAGAGUCUGUCAGAAUAAGAAGACUCCAAUAAACAUCGUUGAGAUCAAUAAAUAAGAUCAUCAAUGCGCAUAAGGAGAAGCAGAGACUAGACCAAAAUCUUAAGAUCACUCGUUUGCUUGAAUUCAAGCAUAAGAUGGCAAAGAUACUUGAUGACAGGAAGGCAAAGCUCAUGCAGAACAUUCAUGAUUAUGAGGAAUGACAUGAGCUUAUAGAAUUAGCAAAGCAUGAAGAGAAUUUAAUGAUCAGAAUUAAGAAGAAAAUUGACCAGAUUGAAGGCAGAGUAAUGAACUUUGCUAAUCAGUCUAGGUUCAAGAAAAAGAGAGACUAAACCCAGCAAACUUGGAAUGAAUCUUUACUUACGAAGUAAUGAAGGAUCCUGUUGCUACAAUUUCAGGGAAUAGUUACGAAAGAGAGUCUCUGCAACAAUAUAUGCUAAAAGACCCAAGGGAUCCUUUAACAAGACAGCCCAUCAACAGAAACAGUAUUUAUCCGAACAAGACUCUUAAAAGGGCAAUUGAGUACUACAAGCAAUCGAAACUGAUGGAGAACUAGCUUAUACAACCAAAAUUAUCCGAUAUUGUUUAGAAUAAAC